AUGGUGCCGGAUACUGCAGUACCUCCGCCGACAGCAGCAGCAGCAGCAGCACCGGCUGGAUCGGGAACAUGUGAUUUCGCAGCAGCUCCGCCAGAUUUCUCGAAACCUCCGCCAACACUGGACAUCACUGGUGCUUCAAAUAAAAGCAGUACACCAGUACCGGCAGUACCGCCACAUCUGGCAAUGCAGUCUUCAACGAGCGAUGGACCUCCAGGAGUGGAUGAACCAGCACCGCCAGGUGCUCCAGCAGCUCCAAUGACGCGUCCACCUCCACUGAUGUCCAGGCCAACGUUCCCACCACCUGGUCUGGAACGUCGUGAUGUCAAAGAAGAAGAAAAAGAUCGGUCGGAUCGUGAUCGAGGUCGUGAACGUGAAAGGGAUCGUGAUUCGGACAGAUCUUCAAGACGUCAUCGUGAUGAUCGCGAUCGGGAUCGUGAUUCGGAUAGAUAUCGUGAGAAGGAGCGUGACCGAGAAUCACGCUCCAGACGUCAUCGUUCACGUAGCAGUUCUCCGUAUGAAAGUUCACGGAGUUCACGAAGAAAGGAAGAUCGGGACAGGGACAGAGAAAAGAGGCGCAGGAAAGAGGAUUCGGGAACCCGAAUAAAGGAAGAAAUUGUUGAUGAUAAAGAAAGUGAUAAAAAGGAAGAACGAGCUGAUCGAGAAAAAGACCGAGAGAAGGACAGGGAAAGGAAAAGAAGGCGUCACAGAAGCGAUGAUGAAAGUCCGGAGAAACGCGACAAAGAAAAGGACAAGGAGAAGAAAAAGAUCAAGAUCAAAGAGGAGCCGUCAACUUAA
Molecule: messenger RNA, 795 nt
Organism: Gongylonema pulchrum
Lineage: Eukaryota; Metazoa; Nematoda; Chromadorea; Rhabditida; Gongylonematidae
Source: the annotation of a GenBank genome assembly